This is a messenger RNA of Athalia rosae (coleseed sawfly), 1367 nucleotides long. RefSeq names its product transcription termination factor, mitochondrial (gene mTTF). Gene Ontology annotation, biological process: regulation of DNA-templated transcription; termination of mitochondrial transcription. Bases 1 to 1341 code for a protein of 446 amino acids. The transcript has 4 exons. Gene Ontology annotation, cellular component: mitochondrial matrix. Gene Ontology annotation, molecular function: double-stranded DNA binding. NCBI's taxonomy places the organism in Eukaryota, Metazoa, Arthropoda, Insecta, Hymenoptera, Athaliidae. The record is from RefSeq and is a predicted model, not a curated record.
AUGCUGCGAACGGCAGAAAUAAUGUUAGCUUUUAUACGCGAUCGACGGUGGCUAGUGGGAAAAUGUCAGCGAGUUUUUCGCGAAUAUCGUCGAUAUUCUACGGUAGAUUGCUCACUGAACAACCGCAUAAUAUCGCGACAUUGGACGCUGUCCGAUUUCUGUCGUGGUAUUAAUUUGAUAUGUUACGUCCGUGCUGUUGCAAGCCUGCCAUUAUCCAUCGAAGUUCGAAGCCCUUCGGAGGUUACAAGAUCGACACCAAAAUCUGAAACUUUUUCACUACCUACCGAGAUACCCGAUGCGUCCUCACGUAGGCACUAUGAAAAUCGUAUUAUCAAGAUCGGUGAAGUAACUCACGUCUUGCAACAGCUUGUUGGCAUUCAUCACGAAGAAGCUGACCAUAUUAUCAAGGCUCAUCCUUUAUUUAUCACCAUAGACUUGGCAGACAUUUCCCGUAAUUACCAUGCAUGUAUCGACGCUGGUCUUUCCAAGACAACGAUUCAAAAAAACCCCGGAUUGUUAGCGUAUCCACAUUUUCUCCUCAGGAAUAAUAUAAGGUUGAUCCGUAGCAUGAAAAUGACAGACAUCAAUGAUACAGUCCCAUUGUUCUUCAUGGCGCCAACUACGUUGCGGUUAUUGUGUGUGCGAAUUAGCAGUGAAAAUAUAGAUUGCAUUGAACCCAAUAGAAUUGAGUACCUUGCCAAACAACUUGAGUGUCCGAUGAUCGACGUUUAUAAACUCUUUGCUGAACGCCAUUUCAUGCAUACGAUAUCGUUUGCUAAACUUUGCCGUGUAUUAAAGAUAUUGUUGGAUUGCCAUGUGACACGAACAGAUAUACUCAGGGAUGCGUGGGCCUUCAAAUACAAUCCGGAGGCAAUAGCUAAAAGACUACACCGAGUGAAGGAUAGUGGUGUCUUUCCUAUAAAACCUUGGAUGAUUCGGUGCACGGAAGCAGCAGUUAAGAGGUUGAUUCAUAAAGAACAGCAGCGCCGCAUCCUAUUGGGAGAUGAUAUGACGAUUAUAGAGAACCUUUCACUCCAAUUUAAGUGCAACAAAAAUUAUAUGAGCGAUAUCUUUGCCAAGUACCCAGAGCUCGCCAGCAUGAACAUAUUGAAUUUACAGCAGUUAGCGGACUUUGUCUUGAAAAAUGGCUAUUCACUAGAGCAUGUACAGCGUGUGCCACAGAUACUUGUCCAACAGUUGGGAACAGUCCAGAAACGCUUUGACGUACUUGUACACUAUGGGCACAAGCCAAACAGCCUUAGAAUAUUAUGUGAAAAUACCCAAUUGUUCGAUGCAUACUUAAUCAGAGUGAAAGUCAGGAGGCUUUUGAGUGGCAAAUAAAUAAUAAUAAUAGAUGUGAUUCCUAA